Molecule: messenger RNA, 3048 nt
Organism: Anguilla rostrata (American eel)
Lineage: Eukaryota; Metazoa; Chordata; Actinopteri; Anguilliformes; Anguillidae
Gene: gclc
Product: glutamate-cysteine ligase, catalytic subunit
Exons: 16
Coding region: 469-2358 (629 amino acids)
Biological process (GO): glutathione biosynthetic process
Cellular component (GO): glutamate-cysteine ligase complex
Molecular function (GO): glutamate-cysteine ligase activity
Source: RefSeq, a predicted model, not a curated record
CGCUGGGUGCCAGUAGGGAAGCAGCUUCCAAUUUCACUCAAAAGCCGACCGUGGAGGUGUGUGUGAGUGUGCGUGCUGUGUUUCAGGAGCCUUCAUUCACUGCUGAAACACGCAGAGAAACUCUGACCUCCGGGUGCGAUAAAUUACUGUUUUAAUUCAUUCACCUUUCAUUGUUCCGCAUGAUACUGUCGCCUCGGCAGAGAAGAUCAACCUUUAAGCUCGAGUUAGUUUUCGUUGGAGACAUUUUUUUAAUAAGUAAUGUGAGAAGGCCUCGUUCAUGUUAGCUGGCUAGCUAAUACACAUAGCUAGCGGUUGGAAUUCCAUUUGGAAGUGGCUAACGGUAACAACAAAAUAAACUUAGUUUCAGUUUAAUUAGCUUACUAGCUUUCGAUUUGUUCUGCACAAAUAACGAGCUAAGUCGUUGGAUUUAUACCAGCAAGUGUGCUGUUACUGUAGAUUUGUGUUAGUAUGGGCUUGCUGUCACAAGGGUCUCCUUUGAACUGGGAAGAGACCAAAAAGUACGCGGAUCAUGUUAGAAAACAUGGCAUCAUUCAGUUUCUCAACAUCUACAACAAGGUGAAAGACCGACAGAAGGACGUGUUAAAAUGGGGCGAUGAGGUGGAGUACAUGCUGGUAGCAAUGGACGAGAAGGAUGAAAAGGCUCGCCUGGUGUUGAAUGGAGCCGAGGUGCUGGAGACGCUUCAGGACAAAGGUGAAAAAACCAACCCAAACCACCCCACGCUCUGGAGGCCAGAGUACGGCAGCUACAUGAUCGAGGGCACCCCCGGGCAGCCCUACGGGGGUACCAUGUCCGAGUUCAACACGGUGGAGGACAACAUGGACAAGAGGAGGAAGGAGGCUUCGUCCGUUCUCAAAGAGCGACAGACGCUCUGCACAAUUACAUCAUUCCCCAGGCUGGGCUGCCCUGGUUUCACCAUGCCGGAGUUCAAGCCCACUCCAGUCGAAAGAGGAGCCUCCAAGUCUCUCUUUUUCCCGGACGAGGCUAUAAACCGGCACCCGAGGUUCAGCACUCUGACACGAAACAUCCGUCAUAGGAGGGGGGAGAAGGUGGUGAUCAACGUGCCCAUUUUUAAGGACAAGAACACCCCGUCUCCGUUUGUGGAGAAAUUCCCCGAAGACGACGGGGAGGCGGAAAGGGGGGCGCUUGCUGACCACAUCUACAUGGACGCCAUGGGGUUUGGGAUGGGUAACUGCUGCCUGCAGGUAACGUUCCAGGCUUGUAGCAUUAAUGAGGCAAGAUACCUGUAUGACCAGCUGGCUACAAUAUGCCCCAUUGUGAUGGCCCUGAGCGCCGCCUCGCCCUUCUACAGGGGCCACGUCUCCGACAUCGACUGCCGCUGGGGGGUCAUCUCCGCCUCGGUGGACGACCGGACGAAAGAGGAGAGGGGUGUGGAGCCCCUGAAAAACAACAAGUUCCGAAUCUUUAAAUCCAGAUACGACUCAAUCGACAGCUACCUGUCCCCCUGCGGUGAGAAAUACAAUGAUAUAGAACUGACGAUAGACGAGGAGAUCAACCAGCAGCUUCUGGACGCAGGAAUCGACAAACCGCUGGCACAGCACAUAGCCCACCUCUUCAUCCGUGACCCUCUAAGCCUCUUCGAGGAGAAAAUCCACCUGGACGACGCAAACGAAUCCGACCACUUCGAGAACCUGCAGUCCACCAACUGGCAGACAAUGCGAUUCAAGCCGCCUCCCCCGAACUCGGACAUCGGCUGGAGGGUGGAGUUUCGCCCAAUGGAGGUCCAGCUGACAGACUUUGAGAACUCUGCGUAUGUGGUGUUUGUGGUUCUGCUCACCAGGGUAAUCCUUUCCUACAAGCUGGACUUUCUUAUCCCCCUGUCGAAGGUCGAUGACAACAUGAAAAUGGCUCAGAAGCGGAACGCGGUUCUGGAGGGCAUGUUUUACUUCCGGAAGGACAUCUUCAAGGGCUGCAGUCCCGUUCUGGAGGGAUCCCCCGCCACUCCAAACGGACUGGACAACGACACCGCGGAGUACGCCCUGAUGAGCAUCGACACCAUCAUCAACGGAAAGGAGGGCGUGUUCCAAGGACUCAUUCCAAUCCUCAACUGUUACCUGGAAAACAUGGAAGUGGAUGUGGACACGCGGUGCACCAUCCUCAACUACCUGAAGCUCAUCAAAAAAAGGGCCUCAGGUCAGCUGAUGACCAUGGCCCGCUGGAUGAGGGAGUACGUGGCCCAGCACCCCGAGUACAAGCAGGACAGCGUGAUCACCGACAAGAUCAACUACGACCUGCUGGUGCGCUGCGACCGCAUCGCCAAGGGAGAGCUGCGCUGCCCCGAGCUGUUCGGGGACCCCGUCAACCGCCGCAACAAAUGAGGCCCCGCCCACCCCCCCCAAAUACCGGGGUUCUCCGCUCACAGUCAAAGUGUUUAUUCACCUCCCUGCCCUCCCCAUCCAAGCCCUCUCAGCAUGAAGACCAAAUAUUUGGCUGGACAGAAGAAACCGUGGUCCAAAUCUACUGUUGACUCUUGACCAUAAUGAUUUUUAUUUUAUUUUAAUGCACACACUGCAUGCAUUCGCAGUGUUCAGCCAGGAUGUGUCCAAUUUGUAUAUAUCAGAUUUUUACAAUUCACAAAUUAUUUUAGUAGCUGGAGAAAAGAAUUCAAUCAAACAUGUAUGUAUAUAUUUUCUCUGACGUUUGUGUUAGCUGCGUUCUUUGUGUGAGGUUAUUUAAGUAUAACAAACACUAAGCUGUACAUUAGACUGGAUUUAUCUUACAGGUGAUCUGUUCCAUUGAUCAGAAAACAUUAACAAUGGUGUGUUCAUACUUGCUGUCCUCUUUGUAUUUGAAAUUCUAUUUUUCCUUUAAGCAUAAAUAUUUUGGCUGUGCUGAAUUGUACUGCAGUGUCUUUAGAAAGCACUUCCUUUAAAAAGAUUGCGAUUUGUUCUUGUGUUGUACUGGAAAGCUUAAAACAACAAGUAGUAGCUUAUUGAAAUGCCAAUGAGGGUGAUUGUUUGGCAAUUUAGGCAAAAAAGUGAUUCUGAAUAAAUCUGAAUUAUACUUUG